AAAGUAGUCAAGAAGAUAUACCAGUACGUGAGUCUAAUCCAUCCCCAAAAUUAAACAUAGAGUUUGAAUGGAACUAUAAAGUAAACAUAUUGCGUGGUCCAAACAUAAUAUUAUUAGGAGCAAUUAUAUUAAAGGUUUCCGAAACUGAUAAAACACUGUGGGCAUCUACAAUUAAAAUAAAAUUUCGAGGGGAUGAAACUGCUACAUCGCAUCUAGUGUCAUGCACCGCAAGAACUACAUAUUUUGAAUGUAGCAGUACGGUUUGGAGUGGCAACAUUGGAGGAUUCAAUUUCCAAUGGCAUGUUAUUUUCGCAUUAAAAAUUGCGGAGCUUACUCCAGGAGUGUAUAGGUUUGAAUUUGCACUCAAGUUACCUGCCAUAAACUUUCCGCCAUCGAUCGAGGGGCCAAAAGGGUUCUCAAUACGUUACGUGUGGCAGGCUGUGAUUGAAGGCGCUGGUGGAACAUUCAUUGAAGGACCUGAGGUUGUUACGCCUUUCGUUCCAAUAUAUUUUGCGCCACCUGCUCAAGAAUGGACCUAUAAAGAGACCUUACGUAAUGAAAAUAAAAUUUUAAUGCAUAUUGAGGCAAUUCUACCAAAACAUGUGUUUGCACCUGGUGAAGAAUUUAAUUUUACUCUUCAUAUUACAAAUCACUCCGCCGGACGGAUCACAUACACUCAAUGUUCUCUUCGUAAACAUUACGAAGGUCCUCUUGAUAAGGAUAUCAUAUGUGACAAACACGAACGCUCGCUUGCAUCGACUGAAGGACGUUGUGAUAUACCAGUCAUGCAGCGUUCGCAAACUGGAAAAAUCGAAUUUUCUCUUACAAUUCCUAAAAAACAUCAUCAUGUGCCCCCAACAUAUACGGGACGUCAUUUACGAGUGUACUAUACUUUACGAUGUGUUAUUCAAGUAGAGUCUGGUAAAUUCAUUACUAAUAUGCAAUUCUAUGAAAUUACCAUUCCUGUCUCUGUGACAUCAUUCCCGCAUCCGAAAGGGUUAGUUAAUUCUUUUCCCCCAUAUUCAGAGUCUCGUGCCAGACCAUACUUUUUUGACCCUAAACAGGAUUUUCCUCCUGAUCAUCCUGAGAGUAUUAGAUUUUCUUAUUCAGCUUUAAUGUCACAGUUUGACGCAUUUUGUGAUGGAUUUGAUUUAGAUCCAUACUAUUAUUGUUAUAAUGAUA
Racocetra persica is the source of this 1182-nucleotide messenger RNA. NCBI's taxonomy places the organism in Eukaryota, Fungi, Glomeromycota, Glomeromycetes, Diversisporales, Gigasporaceae. The record is from the annotation of a GenBank genome assembly.